ACACAAAGUAUGACCAAAAGAUGUAUUCAGUGAAUAUAAGAAGAGUAUAAUAGAGAACAAAGUGCCCUUUUCAAUUACAACCAAUUUUGAAAAUUCUCUAGUAUAAAACAGUAACAUCAUGCCUGCCAUCACUGACGAAAUCUAUAUCCUGAGUCGGGAUCAAACAGAAUCUGCAAGGCUCGAAGAACAACAUGCUUUUUUCGUCGAGGUGACAGGGGGAAAGCCCAUUCACCCUUCAAUUGAGCAAGGUAACCUCUUCGCUGUUGCAGAUAUUGCAACUGGAACUGGUGCCUGGCUGCGAGAUGUGUCUCAACUACUCUCCACGAUCCCGGAUGAUCCUCAGCGCUAUUACCAUGGAUUUGAUAUUUCUUCGGCCCAGUUUCCCAGCACACCAUUUCAAUCCAACAUGGAAUUUUCGGUGCAUGACAUUUUGCAACCAUUUCCUCAAGAGCACAUGGGCCGAUAUGACCUCGUGAAUGUACGCUUCCUGCUUGGUGCCAUCAAAGAAGCAGAUUACUUUACAGCAAUUAACAAUGCCGCCACCCUUCUCAAACCAAACGGAUAUUUGCAGUGGGCUGAGCUUGACACGGAUCUUUUCUCUCAAAAUAAACCCAGAGAGUUCCCGCGCUUUAGCGAAAUCAUCCGAUUGGUUUUUGCUCUAAAUCAAAAUGGGAUGUGCAGUCAUGCCUCCGACGCCGUCUAUUAUGCGGCCCUUUUCUCUUCGUGUCUGACGUGUGUCACUAAGCAUGUUUACAGCUCCUUGGAUAAUGCAAAGCUGAAUGAAAAAGCCCGUGCUUGGUGUCUCAAUGGCUUUAGUGCCCUUCUGCCUGGCGGUCUAGUCCGAUCAAAGACGUUGGCAGCGACCAGUAGUCCGGAAGAGGUCCAAGAUCUGACAAAACGGCUGCUUCAGGAGGUAAAGGAGUUAUUUGGACGUGGAGUAGUGCCAGAUGGACGUUUCGGAGUUGUCGUGGCCCAAAAAAGGCCGGCAUGAUUG
Messenger RNA from Talaromyces stipitatus ATCC 10500, 994 nucleotides. RefSeq names its product LaeA-like methyltransferase, putative. The record is from RefSeq and is a predicted model, not a curated record. Lineage: Eukaryota; Fungi; Ascomycota; Eurotiomycetes; Eurotiales; Trichocomaceae. The coding region runs from base 119 to 991 and encodes 290 amino acids. The transcript is spliced from 4 exons.